Messenger RNA from Adineta steineri, 273 nucleotides. NCBI's taxonomy places the organism in Eukaryota, Metazoa, Rotifera, Eurotatoria, Adinetida, Adinetidae. The record is from the annotation of a GenBank genome assembly.
AUGCAAGUGCAUUUAAAAUUAGGUAAAUUAUCGACUGGCUGUCUUUUUGCUCGAUCUGGCAAUCACGUUAAUUCCGUGACUGAUACUGCUAGUGAUAUUCUUGAUUUAGUUUUCUUCAACGUCGAAGCGCCUUUACUAGCACUUGGUGAACAAAUUCGAUCAGAACCAGGAUUUUAUUACAAAGAAUCGAAUAUUACUGCUAAUUUUCCUGAUCAACGAGGUCUUUGUUCUGGUUUAAAUCUUCUUGCCAACUAUGAUUAUUUACCAUCCUGA